This is a messenger RNA of Tachyglossus aculeatus (Australian echidna), 3453 nucleotides long. It is a transcript of the gene CSNK1G2, whose product is annotated as casein kinase 1 gamma 2. Gene Ontology annotation, biological process: signal transduction; positive regulation of canonical Wnt signaling pathway; peptidyl-serine phosphorylation. The record is from RefSeq and is a predicted model, not a curated record. Gene Ontology annotation, molecular function: protein serine/threonine kinase activity; ATP binding. Gene Ontology annotation, cellular component: nucleus; cytoplasm; plasma membrane. The transcript is spliced from 12 exons. NCBI's taxonomy places the organism in Eukaryota, Metazoa, Chordata, Mammalia, Monotremata, Tachyglossidae. Bases 548 to 1861 code for a protein of 437 amino acids.
GGCGUAGAGGCCUUCGUUCUCUGCGGCCCCUACGCUUUUGGCGUAAAACGUUUCUUUGCCUACCCUGGCCUGGUUGGGGCUGGUGGGGGAAGAGGCUUAAAGAGACAACAGCCGGGAGAAGAGGGCGAGAAACAGCAAUAACAACGAAAUCGGAGAGAAGCGAUCCCUUCCGUCCCCGCUCCCCCCCCCAAAAUGAGGAGGUCGGUGGUGGAGAGGGGGGCUGCACCCCAAUGGUGAACACCCUGGAGGAGCUGGAAGCCAAGGGAUUUAAGCUGGAAGGAACAUUUCUGCAAAAUGUCUUCUCUACCAAAGAGCGGUCCAAAGGGGACGGAGAUGAGAGUCACAACAGGACCAUUCAAACCACUGACAUUUCAGUAGCCAGGAGUUUGUGGGUGACUUCUCUUCCUUCGCCCCAGCCGACUCCUCCAUCUCACACUGGGAUGGUGUACUGAUCCCCAAAGAGCCACACUUUGCCCUCAAGUUUCGGCGGAUCUGGGUUUUGUAUGGCAGCGGCGUAACCGUGGAGAGGCCGGGGUAUCACAAACUUAUGGAUUUUGAUAAGAGAGGAGGGAAAGGGGAGCCGGAAGAAGGCAAAAGAAUGUCCAAGACAGGUGGGGGAAGGAGCACCCAUGGCACUCGAAGUUCAGGGACCAACUCGGGGGUCUUAAUGGUGGGCCCCAACUUCCGAGUUGGAAAGAAGAUUGGAUGUGGCAAUUUCGGGGAACUCCGAUUAGGAAAAAAUCUCUAUACAAAUGAAUACGUAGCUAUCAAAUUGGAACCUAUAAAAUCCAGAGCCCCACAGCUUCAUUUGGAGUAUCGGUUUUAUAAACAGCUUGGCAAUGCAGUGAUAGGAUCUGCUGCAGGAGCCCGCAAAGCUGGAAGUGACCCCCUCCUGCUCUUGCCUCUUUCAGAAGGGAUUCCUCAGGUUUACUAUUUUGGCCCGUGUGGGAAAUACAACGCAAUGGUGCUGGAGCUGCUGGGCCCCAGCCUGGAAGACCUGUUUGACUUGUGCGAUCGGACAUUUACACUGAAAACUGUGUUGAUGAUUGCAAUCCAAUUGAUCACACGGAUGGAAUACGUUCACACCAAAAGCUUGAUCUAUCGGGAUGUGAAGCCAGAGAACUUCCUGGUGGGGCGGCCAGGGAGCAAGCGUCAACACACCAUCCAUAUCAUCGACUUUGGCCUGGCCAAAGAGUACAUUGACCCAGAGACCAAAAAGCACAUCCCAUACCGAGAGCACAAGAGCCUGACAGGGACAGCACGAUACAUGAGCAUCAACACACAUCUUGGGAAAGAACAAAGCCGCAGAGAUGACCUGGAAGCACUAGGGCACAUGUUUAUGUACUUUCUCCGAGGGAGUCUCCCGUGGCAGGGUCUUAAGGCAGACACACUAAAGGAAAGGUACCAGAAGAUUGGAGACACCAAAAGAGCCACACCAGUGGAAGUCCUCUGUGAAAACUUCCCAGAGGAAAUGGCGACAUACCUGCGCUACGUGCGGCGGCUAGAUUUCUUCGAGAAGCCCGAUUAUGACUACUUGCGGAAGCUCUUUACGGACCUCUUCGACCGCAAUGGAUUUGUGUUUGAUUAUGAAUACGACUGGGCUGGAAAGCCGUUGCCGACUCCAAUUGGCACAAUUCACAAUGACGUCCCUGUACAGCCACCCAACCGGGACAAAACACAGCCACACACCAAACAUCAGGUGAUGAGUUCUACCAAUGGUGAGCUGAACACAGACGACCCUACUGCCGGCCACUCCAAUGCGCCCAUCACAGCCCCAGCAGAGGUGGAAGUGGCCGACGAUACGAAGUGCUGCUGUUUCUUCAAGAGGCGGAAGAGGAAAAGCAUCCAACGUCACAAGUAAGCCCUGAAGGAGGAGGAAGAGGAGAUGGGCUCAGUCCGAGCUCCUUCAUCUCUGUAACUUUCUGGCCACGAAGGGAUCUGUGUCCCCCACUGCAUUCCCAAAUGACACUCUACCGUGGGGAGGUGGGAAAGGACCAGAUGUGCCCCAGUGGGCGCUGGGGGUGGUUCUGAACCGGCUCCGACUUCCCUCUCCAAACAGCGUGGUUGUUUACUCCAAGUAAGACUUUUUUGCAAAAAUUUCUACAUCCGUGUCUCAUACAGUUCCACACAAAAAGCAUUAACUAUUUUUAAAAAAAGGAAAGACCUAAACAAGGCUCCUACACCCCGGCAACGUACAUUUCUUUUCUGAUCUAACUAGUGUGAAAAUGGGGUUCGAAUAAUCGGACUUUAAAUGUUGCAUUCUUAGCUGAAGCUGCGGACAAAAUGGCAGCCAAGGUGGGAGCCACAGAAUUUUCUAUUGUUUGAAAUUGUUUUAAAUCAAAGGUAGCAGUGUCAGAUUUCACUUUCACCUCUUGCAACCUUUUGCUUCUUCCAAGGGACAGCUGGUUUGCAGAAUGGUUCAUUCUCACUCCAAGGGGCUAAAAGAGAGCUGUGUAGGCUUGUCGAACACCCCUAUCCCCUUUCGCUCGCCUCCCACCAAUCCUGGGCAUCGGUGCAUCUCUGCUAGCAGUGUCCACGAGGUGGGGGUCACCAGGUUUCCCAUGUUCAGAGGGAGCAUAGAAAGGGGCAAGGGGUCCGUGAGUGGGGUUGGGAAAGCAGACCGACACCAGUGAGAUUCACCCCACCUCUGGCCAGACAAGAGAAUUAACCUAAGAGACUGGGGAUGUGGGGAGUUCUGUCCAGGCUGGGUAAUUAGGCCUCAUGAGCCCUGCUGGCCCCAGGAUGAGGGCUGCCUUGCCUAGAGCUUUCCCUAAGUUCUGUGGGCAAAGCAGCCCAUUUUAUCAGGAUGUCCAUCAGGACAAGGUUUAAGGGAUGGGAAUAUGACACUAGCCUGUAUGGCCUGACCCUCUUAAAACUCUGCCUCCAGCCCCAUGCGAUAGAAGCACCCCUGCUCUGAAACCACAAAUGUAAGUAGCCUAGGGUCAACAACUAACAGGCCAGCACCGGCCCUGCCUCUGUCCCAACACCACAGACUUAAAAGUGGUGGGUGACUCCCCCCCACCCCCCGGCCCCAAAGCCAGGGUCUGUUUCUCAGUGCUUCCAAACAGUAUCAGAGAGGCACAGAGUAGUUGCUCACUCCCAGCUUGCUGUGGGUAUGGCUUCAUGGUGAAGCCUAGUUCAAUGCACUGUGCCUCCUCCCUGUUCCUCCUAGGUCCCCUCAGCAUCCCAGAGCCUGUGGGCACCCUGCUCUCUCAUCAGCUCAAAAUACAUUGCCUCCUCCCCUUCACACACACCCCCACCCCCCUUCCUGGCCUGCCACAGAAUGGAGAACUCUUUGCUGAAUUCUACUGACUAUUUCGUGACUCAGACAUCUCCCAGCCCAUAAAAAAGAAAGGGGAAAAAAAAUCGCCUUAAAACCAAUCCAGAUCAUUUUCUCUCAGUCCCUGAAGGUGUAAGAUAGAGAGAGAGAGUGUGUGUGUGUGUGUGUGUGUG